Messenger RNA from Anguilla rostrata (American eel), 2218 nucleotides. RefSeq names its product Iroquois homeobox protein 5a-like. Gene Ontology annotation, molecular function: RNA polymerase II cis-regulatory region sequence-specific DNA binding; DNA-binding transcription factor activity, RNA polymerase II-specific. The transcript has 5 exons. Bases 375 to 1754 code for a protein of 459 amino acids. NCBI's taxonomy places the organism in Eukaryota, Metazoa, Chordata, Actinopteri, Anguilliformes, Anguillidae. Gene Ontology annotation, biological process: cell development; neuron differentiation; regulation of transcription by RNA polymerase II. Gene Ontology annotation, cellular component: nucleus. The record is from RefSeq and is a predicted model, not a curated record.
CCCCAAGAGGAGGAGCGUGAAGCGCGUAGUAGGCGUCAGAAUCUUCAAUUUCCAACUUAGCAUCCUAGCAGGAGCAGAGCAACCAUCCGAAGGCAAAAAACUUCUUCAGUGCCUGAUAGAGAGCAACAGAGGGGAAAGCGAGUGAAAUCCAAAAGAACGGCGAGAGCAAGGCGACCAGCUGUAGCUGGUAACCAAAGUUACCGCCAGAAACAUUUUCAUUUAUGACAUUGUUUUUAUUUUGAUUGUCUUUACAGUAAGCACAUAAGGGAAACAGACAUUCGUCUGCCGACGCGAGUCUCUAUGAUUCAUAUCAGAAGGUCCGUGAAUAUAUAAAGGAAAGUGCACAAGUGAGUGGCUUGUUCUCGGUUUCAGCCAUGGCGUAUCCUCAGGGCUACUUGUAUCAGCCGUCAGCUUCCUUGGCACUGUAUUCUUGUCCGGCGUACAGUACGAGUGUGAUUUCGGGACCUAGGACCGAGGAACUCGGAAGAUCUUCUUCGGGGUCUGCGUUUGCUCCUUAUGCCGGAUCUACAGCAUUCACCAGUCCCUCACCUGGCUACAACUCUCAUCUCCAAUACGGUGCAGACUCGGCAGCAGCUGCAACAUUCACUUCUUACGUGGGAGCGCCAUAUGAUCACGCGACAGGCAUGGCCGGUUCUAUAGGAUAUCACCCCUACGCGGCUCCCCUGGGUUCAUAUCCCUAUGGGGACCCUACAUACAGAAAAAACGCAACCAGGGACGCCACUGCCACUCUCAAGGCCUGGCUUAAUGAGCACAGGAAAAAUCCGUACCCCACAAAGGGUGAGAAAAUCAUGCUGGCCAUAAUAACCAAAAUGACCCUCACUCAAGUGUCCACCUGGUUCGCCAACGCGAGGAGAAGGCUUAAGAAGGAGAACAAGAUGACCUGGACCCCAAGGAACAGAAGCGAGGAUGAGGAGGAGGAUGAAAAUAUUGAUCUAGAGAAAAAUGACGAAGACGAGACGCACAAGCCUGCAGACAAGGGGGACUCAACAGACACCGAGUCAGCAGAACAUAAACUGAACGCGGAGGAUAUUACCUGCGACAGAUUUAAAGAAGAGAAUCUCGUCAAAGACAUAGACCCCCUUUUGACGGACUCGGAUUUAAAAGAGCAAGAGGACCGGACAGAUUUAUUACCCGAAUCUCCCAAACCUACCACCUCUUCUCCUGAAAACUUGCCUCGAGGAUCUGAGCUUAUUGCGCAGAAGUCUACAGAAAUGGUUCACGCGUCGAACACGAUGAACGGCAUCAACUGCGGCAGCAACGUGACGUCUGUAAUUCAUUCACCCCCCUCUGCUCCCAAACCCAAACUCUGGUCUCUCGCUGAGAUUGCAACGUCUUCUGACAGGUGCAAAGGAAGCAGCGAUGUGCCGCAGGCCCCAGGAACGGGUCAAAGUACCAUAAUCACGGCCAACGCAUCGUCACCACCUCGUUCACCUACACAAUGCCCUUUUCCAAACAGCACAGUUCUUUCCAGGCCUAUUUACUACACAUCCCAUUUUUACCCAGGUUACACGAACUAUGGCACGUUCGGACAUCUUCACAGCAACCACGGAUCCAACACGGGCUCCGCCGCACACUUCAAUGGAUUAAACCAGACUGUAUUAAAUAGAGCAGAGGCUCUUGUAAGAGAAAGCAAAUUGAGAAGUCAAACAGUAGAUCAUUGUAAAGACUCCUCUUAUGAACUAAAGAAAGGGUUGGACAAAAUAACAGAAACACUACAUGGAAAAGGACUUUAGCAUUGAAGUCACUAAAUCACAAUUAUAAAGACAGCUACACAGGUUCACGGGAGGUGCUGGAGCCUAUCCCAGCAUGCAUCGGAUGAGAGGCGGGAAUACACCCUGGACAGUUCACCAGUCCAUCGCAGGGCACACACACUAUUGGUCUGACAAGCAUAACUAUAGUAUUUAAUUUGGCAAGGCUCACAGUGUUGAAAAUAAUGGCCAUAAGCCAAACACAAACAAACUGCAUCCGCAGAGAGCAGUGAUCCCAAGUAUCACGGAUACGGACAGACAGACACAUAACAGGAUAGUUGCUAAAUACUAAACUACUGCCUCUAAAAUGACCACAAAAUUGAACUUUUGUGGCCCAGCCUCACCAAAAACAAAAAAAAGAGUUUUACCAAGCUUUAUAAAGCUGGUAAUCAUGGUGGGGGCCAUGAAUGCCAGUAUGCUCUGCUAACGAAGUCACAUAACCAGGUGUA